AUGAUUGAUAACUACAAAGAUUGGCAUGAACAAUUGCCUUAUGCAUUGCUGGGAUACCGUACUAUGGCCAGGACCUCAACUGGAGCCACUCCAUACUUGUUGGUGUAUGGCACCGAAGCGGUGAUACUAGCUGAAGUAGAAAUCCCUUCACUUCGGAUAAUACAAGAAGCUGAGUUGGACGAUGCGGAGUGGAUCCGUAAAAGGGUCAACUAUACCGGCAAAAGAAUGGCGCGUGCUUUCAACAAGCGUGUGAGAACUAGGGUGUUUCAAAUUGGGCAAUUGGUACUCAAACGAAUAUUCCCUAAUCACAAAGAAUACAAAGGGAAGUUUGCACCAAACUGGCAAGGGCCCUAUAUGGUACGAAAAGUGCUAUCAAGAGGAGCCGUAGUGCUUGCUGAAAUGGAUGGUCAAGAGUGGCCAAAAGCGAUAAAUUCAGAUGCCAUCAAAAGAUACUACGUGUGA
This is a messenger RNA of Lycium ferocissimum, 462 nucleotides long. RefSeq lists its product as uncharacterized. The transcript is spliced from 2 exons. The coding region runs from base 1 to 462 and encodes 153 amino acids. Lineage: Eukaryota; Viridiplantae; Streptophyta; Magnoliopsida; Solanales; Solanaceae. Gene Ontology annotation, molecular function: nucleic acid binding. The record is from RefSeq and is a predicted model, not a curated record.